Molecule: messenger RNA, 1525 nt
Organism: Symphalangus syndactylus (siamang)
Lineage: Eukaryota; Metazoa; Chordata; Mammalia; Primates; Hylobatidae
Product: non-histone chromosomal protein HMG-17-like
Biological process (GO): chromatin organization
Cellular component (GO): nucleus; chromatin
Molecular function (GO): nucleosomal DNA binding
Source: RefSeq, a predicted model, not a curated record
AUAUGACGUUCUGAAAAAGUUAAAACCAUGGAGAGAGUAAAAGGUUCAGUGGGUUGCCAGGGGCUGGAGAAGGAAAAGGGAUGAAUAGGCAGAAUGCAGAGGAUUUUUAGGGCAGUGAAAAUACUCUAUAUGAUACUAGAAUGGUGGACAGCUGUCAUUAUGCAUUUAUCCAAACCCAUAGAAUGUACAACACCAAGAGUGAACCCUAAUGUAAACUAUGGGCUUGGGGUGAUUAUGAUGUCUCAAUGAAGGUUCAUCAGUUGUAGCAAAUGUACCAUUCUGGUGGGGAUGUUGAUAAUAGGGAAUGCUAUACACUCGGGGAGAUGAAGGUAUGUGGGAUAUCUCUGUAUCUUUUUCUCAGUUUUGAUGUUGAACCUAAAAUUGUUCUAAAAAAAUGAAGUCUUUUGAAGAAACACUGGAAACGAAAUGUUCAUGAACAGGUGAUUAAGUACACUGUGAUAUACUCAUACAAUGGAAUACUACUCAGCAAUUAAAAGAAUGAACUACUAAUACACACAACAUAUGAAUUUCAAAAAAUUAAGCCGAGAGAAAGAAGCUAGAUUCAAAAGAGUACAUAAUAAUUCAGUUUAUAGGAGCAGUGUGAAGAAGCAGCAGGGAGAACGACCCCCAGACUGACCAAAGCCCACACAACGCACUUACGUCCUGCCACAUCGCCACCACCAUGCCCAAGAGAAAGGCUGAAGGGGAUGCUAAAGGAGAUAAAGCCAAAGUGAGGGACAAACCACAGAGAAGAUCUGCGAGGUUGUCUGCUAAACCUGCUCCUCCAAAGCCAGAGACCAAGCCUAAAAAGGUCCCUGCAAAGAAUGGAGAGAAGGUACUCAAAGGAGAAGUGGGAAAAGCUGACACUGGCAUGGAGGGGAACAAGCCUGCAGAAAAUGGAGACGCCAAAACAGACCACGCACAGAAAGGUGAGGGUGCUGGAGAUACCAAGUGAAGCACGUGCAUUUUUUAUAACUGUGUACUUCUGGUGACUAUACAGUUGGAAAUACUACUUUUUAUCAAGUUUUAUAAAAAUGCAGAAUUUUGUGGGUUUUUUUUUUUUUUUUUGAGACAGAGUCUCACUCUAUCGCCCAGGCUGGAGUGCAAUGGCAUCAUCUCUGCUCACUGCAACCUCCGCCUCCUGGGUUCAAGCCAUUCUCUAGCCUCAGCCUCCUGAGUAGCUGGGAUUACAGACACAUGCCACCACACCUGGCUAAUUUUUGUAUUUUUAGUAGAGAUGGGGUUUCACCACGUUGGUCAAGCUGGUCUUGAACUGACCUCAAGUGAUCCGGCUGCCUCGGCCUCCCAAGGUGUGUGCGUGUGUGUGUGUGUGUGUGUGUGUGUGUGUUUAAAAGCUAUGUUGCUAGCACACAGAACACUUACUGUUGUUUUUGGGGGAAGGGGCAUAUGUCACUAAUAGAAUGUCUCCAAAGCUGGACUGAUGUGGGGAAAAUACCUUUCCCUUCUAGUUUUGAGAGACUUCCUCUUGGAUCUCAGGAGGAGGGAUUCCCUGACUUAGACACAC